CCUUCCUCAGACUACUAUAUAUUAAAUAUAUUGUGCACUAUGCUCCAACUUGUCCAUACGAAUAAAUACAUUAAAAAAUCUCACUAUACGAUAUCUUAUGGUUCUCGUAGCAGUCGAUUUGUUGAGUUUUUCCGGUGUCGCAUGUUGAAUUCCGCGCGUAUUUUCGAACCCCCUGAUGGCGCGAAAAACGACGAACGGCUCGACUCUUCGACUGUUUUCGACCGCAACGAUAAACCACGGUCGCGCAGUGCAGCGAAAGCAAAAUAAUCGUUCCGUUUGUCAAAAGUCGUUCGUCGAAAUUGUUCAACCUUUCAUCAAAGUCGUUGCCAUCGCGCGUAACCGUCGCAAUUUUUUCCAUCUUUCAAGUCCGACUGAAAAAAUACGUCGAGAAGAACGUUUUAUUUUAUAUCAAUUGCAAUUGUAGGUUAAGUGUCGUAACCUCGUUUCGUCCAAGAAUCGAACAUCGAUAACUCUGUCUCAAGAAAUGCUCGUAGAAUUCCGUAGACAGAUUUAUCCGAUAUAAGAAUAUUUUCUUUUCUGUAAAAUGGACGAAAUAGAAUACAAGUUACAAUCUGCAAAUCCUGUUUUAAUAUCGCACGCAAUAGCAAAGCUUUUCGAUUCUAUUAAGAAAAAGAGACACGAUCAUGCCGACGAUAAGAUUUCACAAUUGCCCGAGUUCAAGUUGUUGUCGGCGAAACGAGAUAGUGCGGAUGCCGCUGUCAGCAUAUCCGCUUGUCAGGCUCUUAUAGCGCUGGUCGAGAAUGGAUUUUGGAACAUUGGCGAGGCACUGUCCACAUUCGUGUCCAGUCUUUCCUCCAUCAAAAAUUAUACGGUUGCUACCACGGCUAUCGGGCAUUUAUUAAUCAUGCAUUUGAAAAACAACAAGGAAGACGAUGCCAUGUAUCCAUUUACGCUUCAUGCCCCUCAACACCCCUUCAUUAUGAUUUUUAAUCGGGACAAAUACAGUUGGCAAUGCGUGUUGAAUCAAAUGGCACGCGUUACGAAUCACCAAGAUUCUCGAGUCAGAAAGAACAGCGUAGCAAUGUUACGGCCUGUUUUUCUCUAUAUUUUGUGUAAUCCUUUUCCAAAUCCACUGGAAUGCUGCGCGCAACAAACUUGGCAGUUGUUGUCUCGAUCGGAGCACAGCGAAUGUUUGCAGAUGGAAGUAUUGCUUUGGUUGCACACCGCCGACGUUUAUUCUUGCAUAAAUACGAAUUAUAGAAUUUUAGAAGUUGCAAAGAAAGCGUCCCGAGAAAACGAUAAAGAUUACUGUACGGCGAUCGCUCCCGUGCUGGCAUCAUUGUCUAUUCGAUUGUUGAAACACGGAUCGGAUCCAACACCAAAUUUCGACACGCUGCUCGUGAUCAUAAAUCAAUGCGAUGUCCGCAUAGGAGAUUUUAUGUUGGCGUUAAUGGCAGAAGCGAUCGUUUCGUGUCCUGCCAUUUAUUUGCACGGUACCUUGCAGAUAUGUGCAACGAUAACAAAGAAAUUGUCGUGCAGCGACAUAUUUUUGAAUACUUUGAUAGCAUCGAUGUUGAAGUGGAUGGCGUAUCCGUCGUUAUUGUGCUCGGAUGCGUUGAAUAUGGCAACAAAUUUAUUGAGAGAGAUGUUCGUUGAACGACGUACCGGUUACGACGAUACGGCGUUUACGUGUAAAGUCUUCGAAGCGUUCGCCAACUUUGAUCCGUAUCUUCAGUUUUACGCGGAGAUCGUACGUUGUCUAAACAUCUGGAAGAAAAACGAUAUUUUACUCUGGUUGAAACAGAUGUCGCGGGUACCGAUCGAUCUUAAAUGCAAAUGCAAACUGUUGCUGUCCGGCCUUUUUAUAGAAACGAACGAUCCGAUAAUUGCCGAGUCGAGUUGCAACGUACUCGUCGAUGUCUGUAGAGAAGAGAAAAGUUUCGAGUCGCAUCUGCUAUCUCUUGUAUUACAUAAAUUAACCAAGUCGAAGGACAGCAGAGAACUGAAGUAUCUGUUGCUGGUUGUACCCGAGCUGGCAGCCAGUAAAGAGAACGUCCCGAUUAUUACGCACACGUUGGACACGCUGUUACACGGCGACAAGCAACUGAAAUGCUUCGCCGUUGAAUUGUAUUUGAAGAUGCUGAAAGAGCAGCCGAUGUGUUACAGAUUCGUUUCAGCUGCGAUAAUUCGUCUGAUGAAGACCGAUCUCUCCUGGCAUUCGAAUGCGACUUGCGCGAGAGCUAUGAGAUUCGUUUGCGAAAAUCAUCCCGAACACGGCGAAGCGUUGGUACCGUUGCUAUCGGAAAUACUGAAUCGUUCGACGGACGCGAACGGCGGAACCGCGAGCGCGCUCGCUCUCAAAAGCAUAUCCGCGCUUUGCAAUGCUUCCGUGAUAGAUAUCGCUUCGACGUGGAAAGUGCUGGCCCCGAAAAUGGAGAAAGAAAAGCGUACAAUCGUUCUGCAAAGUCUCUGCGAAUUGUUUGCCGAUGUUGCAUCGUAUCCGUCGUUUCUAUCUGCCGAAACGUACGAUCAUUUGGUCACCGAUGUAACAUCGAAUCUAUGGAUGUACGCGACAUUCAACAAUCCGAGGGUCGCCGAGUCUGCUUUGAAAGCGCUGGCUUCGUUUUCUCUGGAGCGUAUUCCUCUGGAAACGUUACCGUUAAACUUUCGAUCUCAUCUCGCGGCGUCCGACGACGCGACCGGUGACGAGAAACCGAAAACAUUGUUUCCAUAUGUACCUGCUAGCUGUUGGAUAGAAAUGCUUAAAAAUAUCAACAAGUCGGCCCUGUCGAGUGCUGGAAAUCUCUUAAUUUCUUUCGUCAACGAAGAAUUGGGGAACUUUCGUUCUGGAAUUUAUAUCUGGCCCCACGGUGAGCCACAAAAUUACAAAUAUUUGCCAGAGAAGAGCGUGAUACGGGGGGUCGGUGAAUACUUGAGACGUUCCGACAAAUCGGAACCCAACGAUCACCGCGUUAUCGCGGAAUGCCUGAGAAUAUUUGCUCACAAGUAUACGAAACCGUUACCCAACGUAAACUGGAGUUUCCUCGGAGAUGUUAUCAAUCUGUCGCCCGUAACUAAGGCAUAUACCCUUGCCAUUGCGUGUCGUCACGCGAAGAUAUCUUUGUCCGCGAAAUCUUUCAUCGAAAACUAUCUGUCGACGUAUCAAUCGGAAAUUGACUCCGACUUUGAACUGAACGUUGACGAAUACACGAUAUUGUAUCAGAAUCUCGACGAUCUGUGUCAAGCUGUACAGCCGAGUAACAUGAAGCCAUUUUUAACGGCUACGUUGGAACAUGCGCUCGAGAAGAUGCCGUUCGAUAACGAGCGUUCGAAGAACUUGUUCGAUACCAUUAUGUUCUCGUAUGCUCGGACUUUAAAACAUCAGGACGUGUACGAUGGAAAUUUGACGCUGUUAACCACCUUGCUGGAAAAGCUUUUCGACCAAAUCGAUUUGACGUACGAACGAUUCGAGUCUUACGUUACAGCCGUUUUAGAGUUGCCAGCGAAGCAUAUAGAAAUGAUUACAUCUCCUAGAACAUGGUCCGAGGUAACAGCUAAUAGAUUAAAAAAUGCGACUGCGAUCAGAGCCGAACUGGUUCUAAAGAAAUGUUCCGAGACACCGUUAACAUGGUUUAGCGAAUUAAUCGACGAAGCUAUUCUUAUGCCUAGUAUACAGAUAUAUUUUCUCGAGGCUAUUCAAAGAGUACACGUUGGAAUACAUUCUGCCAAAUCUAUUAUAAAUUGGAUAUUAGAGUUCAUGACACAGAUUCAGGUACUGUUGUUAGAAUCGAUGCAAGACCACAGUAGCAAAAUAGAAUUCUACUGCAAUGUUUUAUUCGUUUCUAUCAUCAGUUUGUCCGGCAUUGAUCGUAUUCUGAUAAAACAAGAUUUAUCGGUGACGUCGACAAACGUCCGGAUCGAAUUAUUUCCUCGAGCUAUCGUGAUUCUUUCCGACAGAGAAGAUUGGAAGUCUGCGAUGCCGCAGAUCAUGGAAUGGUUGAACCAUAUGAGAACAAGUGCUAUUCCUAAUGUUUACAAACUGGCUUUCCAUCGUUCGCUAAUAUGUUUGAGACACAAUCCAUAUUAUAAAGACACGUGGACCAAAUAUUUAUCGAUUAGAACCGAAGUGUAAAUAAAAGUCGUAUGCGACGAAAGUUUACGGAAUGCAAUGAAGAAAUUUAUGUACCAACUAAACAGAUGUUUCACUAUUGUCCAAAGCCAUGACCGUCAGAGUAUUUGGUCUUGAUCCGGUUAAUGUAUGGUCUUCCGGUAAUUUCAUCCUAGGUUCCAAUAUGUUCCGUUUUGUCUCAACACUUUUUUUUAUAGGUGUACGACUCGGACUAGAUUUUCUACUGCUUGGAUAGGAUUUUAAUAAACGGGCUCUAAAAACAAACAAUUGAAUUUAGACUCUUAUUACUGUUACCGCAUUAUAAACAUCUUAACCCAAAAGCUUCUGCUGUUCUUUCCGCUUUCGAACGACGGUGGUACUUACGCAUCCAUUAAUUUCAGAAACAAUCGAGUGUACACUUGAUACUCGUCGUCUCCAAAUUCGGUUGGAUCGUGCCUAGCGUGUUCGUACAAGUCGCAAAACUGAUGAAUUAAUCUUUGACCGCUACCGUUCAGUGGAGUAGCUAGAGUAGAGAGCAGAUAUGCUCUUAAAUUUUCAGACGGAUGCCUUUUCAGACAACUAUCGUACUUCGUAAUUUCAGCUUCUAUGUACGGUGACAAGGCAAGAAUAUCAAACAUCGAUUAAAUUAUGCUCUAAUCACCGAUUUUUGACGCAAGGAACAUAAUAGAUAUAGUUACCCAACGAUCUGAUAUCGUCCACCGCUUUCAAUCUAUAGUAAUGUGGUGGAACUUGUGCACGAGGAGUCACGAUAAAUCGUGGAUCGCUAAUAAGUUGCGGUUCGUACUGAAUCCUUGGUAUUACUUCUAUUCGCCUUUCAAUUUCCUUCUUUAGUGACUAAACAAUUAGAAGAACGUCACAGUUUUCACAUUAACAUCGAAUGUAUCUAUUACUCGGUCAUACCUUCCUUGCAUCGUGUCCGAUCGGAAUAUGAGGGCCUCGACGUGAUCUUAAAGCGAAUCUCAUAAUUUGACGUUUCGCAAAAAUAAAUAGCAAUAACAUUGUUAAUACACCAGCCGCGAUAAAUAUAACUAUCGUCACACCAGA
This is a messenger RNA of Megalopta genalis, 5134 nucleotides long. RefSeq names its product focadhesin. The record is from RefSeq and is a predicted model, not a curated record. NCBI's taxonomy places the organism in Eukaryota, Metazoa, Arthropoda, Insecta, Hymenoptera, Halictidae. Gene Ontology annotation, biological process: regulation of post-transcriptional gene silencing.